Molecule: messenger RNA, 1819 nt
Organism: Hibiscus syriacus
Lineage: Eukaryota; Viridiplantae; Streptophyta; Magnoliopsida; Malvales; Malvaceae
Product: 2-hydroxy-6-oxononadienedioate/2-hydroxy-6-oxononatrienedioate hydrolase 2-like
Exons: 6
Coding region: 8-1648 (546 amino acids)
Cellular component (GO): chloroplast envelope
Source: RefSeq, a predicted model, not a curated record
UGUGUAAAUGUUUCAUCCCCAUAUCCUGGUAGGUGUUAUCAAUUAUUUGACAUGGAGUCAUGGGCCAGUCUUGUUCCGGAUUUGGUAUCCUGCGCUUCAGACAAGCAAUGCUGUAAAUGGCUUUUACCUUUUGAAUCUUGAUAAAAAUCACCUUCGAAUUUCUUGUUUUCUUUUUCCUGCUAUGAUCGUUGAUCCCAUACCCUCAAUUAUGAGUGCAAGAGGAUUGUUGUUUCGGUAUCAGUGCCAGUUUCAGCAUAUACAGAAUGGGAUCGCCAUUACCAAAAACACCCAGAGUCUUCAAACGUAUAACGUUUCCUGUCAUCCCAAUUCUAGUCGCCGCCGUCCAACUCUUAUGACCACAGCCACCCAUGCCUUUUCUCUCUCUGGCUCCGGCGCCGGCGCCGAAUACUCUUCAGCAGGAGAAUUAGUGGAUAUUGGGAGGAAGGAGAGGAAGAAGAGAAUAGCAGGCAUUGACCAAGAUGAACUGUUGGAUCCAAAACUCUUAGCUGAUCCAGACAGCUGCUUUUGUGAGUUUCAAGGGGUUGAAAUUCAUCACAAGCUUCAUGACCCAGAGUUGCAUUCUUCAGAUAACUCCAAUGCCCAAGACCAGUCUCAGACACCUACCUUAAAGCUUGGUCUUCCUAUGAUUCUUCUACACGGUUUUGGAGCAUCUGUUUUCUCAUGGAACAAAGUUAUGAAGCGUUUGGCUAACCUCACAGGCUCCAAAGUUCUUGCCUUUGAUCGACCCGCAUUCGGCUUAACUUCAAGACUCGACACUUUUGGGACCAAAGCUAAUGAUGUGAAACCUCUGAAUCCUUACUCCAUGGCAUUUUCUGUGCUUGCUACCUUGUACUUUAUCGAUUUCUUGGCUGCAGAGAAAGCAAUUCUGGUGGGGCAUUCUGCUGGUUCUUUUGUAGCCGUUGAUGCAUAUUUUGAAGCUCCUGAACGAGUUGCUGCUUUGAUCCUUGUCGCCCCAGCAAUAUUGGCCCCUCGUGCUAUUCCUAAGCCUAAGGUUGUCGAGACUAAAGGAGACGGAUCGGACUCGAAUAAUCUACCAAAGACGAGGUUUGAGUUUUUCGGAAGGCUGUUCAUGUUUAUCAAGUAUGUCACACAAGCGAUAAUGCAAAUGAUAACUUGGAUGGCAAAUAUGUUCAACUCUCUGUAUAAGAAAGCACUUUCGUCUAUUCUUCGAUCGGCUCUCGGUGUAAUGCUGGUAAGGAUCAUAAUCGAUAAAUUCGGUGUAGCUGCUGUAAGGAUGGCGUUUUAUGAUUCUAAACAAGUCAAUGAACACAUCAUAGAUGGCUAUACCAAGCCACUGAGAACUAAGGGUUGGGAUAAGGCUCUUGUAGAAUUCACCGCAGCGAUGCUUUUGAAAGGCGAGUCUGAAACGAAGCUCCCGCUGUCAAAAAGACUGCACGAAAUCUCGUGCCCUGUUCUGAUUGUCACGGGUGACACCGAUCGAAUCGUUCCUUCUUGGAAUGCCGAGAGACUGUCACGAGCCAUUCCUCACUCGAAGCUUGAAGUAAUUAAGAAUUGCGGCCACUUGCCCCACGAGGAAAAGGUCGACGAGUUUGUUGGAAUCGUCGAGAAGUUUCUGCAAAGAGCUUUUGGUGGUUUGGAGGAGCAUUUUCUACAUGCAGUAACUUGAAAUCCGUAUGCUUCAGAAUGUUCACUCACUCUCAGAGGACGAAAAGGUAUAGUUCAAAUAGACAAAAGAAUAAAAAAAUAAAGCGAUGUUCUUGUAAUAGAAUUAGGACAACAUCAUGGAUCUUACAAUAAGACCAUUGUUUUGUGUCGUAGAAUAACAGCUUUCACAACC